Molecule: messenger RNA, 2029 nt
Organism: Daucus carota subsp. sativus
Lineage: Eukaryota; Viridiplantae; Streptophyta; Magnoliopsida; Apiales; Apiaceae
Product: calcium-dependent protein kinase 17
Exons: 8
Coding region: 129-1763 (544 amino acids)
Biological process (GO): protein autophosphorylation; intracellular signal transduction; peptidyl-serine phosphorylation
Cellular component (GO): nucleus; cytoplasm
Molecular function (GO): ATP binding; calmodulin binding; calcium-dependent protein serine/threonine kinase activity
Source: RefSeq, a predicted model, not a curated record
ACUCCUACAAUCCCUCACUAUCAAUCCUCAAGCAUCUUUGUUUUUGCCAAUCCCAAAAGCUCACAUUUCUUCUGAUUGCUCACCUUCAUCCAUAUAGACUAAAUUCAUCAGAAUUUUCAUGUUCUUAGAUGGGGAACUGUUGUUCCCAUGGAAGUGCAACAAAACGUGUUGCCAAAGAAGAAGCACGUGAAGAUGAAGAGGCCGCGAACCAAACAGAUCAACAGGCUACCCAACAGACUAACCAACAGGCUAAAUCGCAGCAAUCCCAGCCAAAAGGUUCUCCUAAGAAAGAAAAGGCUCCAAGAAAAAAUAAUCCUAUAGGACCCGUUUUAGGCAGGCCAAUGGACGAUGUGCACGCUUCGUACACAAUGGGUAAAGAACUUGGAAGGGGACAGUUUGGUGUCACACACAUUUGUACUCAUAAACAAACUGGAGAGCAAUUUGCAUGCAAGACAAUAGCCAAAAGAAAGUUGACUACUAAAGAAGAUGUGGAAGAUGUUAAGAGGGAAGUUCAAAUCAUGCAUCAUUUAACAGGGCAACCUAAUGUUGUAGAACUUAAGGGUGCUUUUGAGGACAAACAUGAUGUACAUUUAGUGAUGGAAUUAUGUGCUGGUGGAGAAUUGUUUGAUAGGAUCAUUGCAAAAGGACAUUAUACGGAAAGAGCUGCAGCUUCAUUGCUACGAACCAUUGUUCAAAUUAUUCGUUCUUGUCAUCAAUUAGGAGUCAUUCAUAGAGAUCUUAAACCUGAAAAUUUCUUACUAUUGAAUGACGAUGAAAAUGCACCUCUCAAGGCAACAGAUUUUGGAUUAUCAGUAUUCUACAAACAAGGAGAUCAAUUUAAAGAUAUUGUUGGCAGUGCAUAUUAUAUUGCACCAGAGGUUUUGAAGAGAAAAUAUGGACCAGAAGUUGAUAUCUGGAGCAUUGGGGUCAUGUUAUACAUUCUGCUUUGCGGCGUCCCUCCAUUUUGGGCUGAGUCGGAACAUGAAAUAUUCAAUGAAAUUUUGCGUGGCCAUGUUGAUUUUUCUAGUGAUCCAUGGCCUUCAAUUUCCCCUCAAGCAAAAGAUCUUGUCAAAAAGAUGUUGACUCAAGACCCCGUGAAAAGACUUACAGCAGUACAAGUUCUCUCUCAUCCCUGGAUUAAGGAGGAUGGAGAAGCACCUGACACACCGCUUGAUAAUGCCGUUCUUAAUAGACUCAAACAGUUCAGAGCAAUGAACAAAUUCAAAAAAGUUGCUCUUCGGGUUAUUGCAGGUUGUUUAUCAGAGGAAGAGAUUAUGGGGUUGAAACAGAUGUUUAAAGGCAUGGAUUGUGACAACAGCGGUACCAUAACACUAGAUGAGCUAAAGCAAGGUCUUGCAAAACAAGGGACAAGCCUAUCAAAUUUUGAAGUUAAACAAUUGAUGGAAGCUGCUGAUGCUGACGGGAAUGGAACUAUUGAUUAUGACGAGUUCAUCACAGCAACAAUGCAUUUGAACAGAAUGGAUAAGGAAGAACAUCUUUACACUGCAUUCCAGUACUUUGAUAAAGAUAAUAGCGGGUAUAUUACAGUUGAAGAACUAGAGCAUGCUCUAAGAGAGUUUGGAAUAAAUAAUGACAACGACAUUAAAGAUAUUAUAUCUGAAGUUGAUACUGAUAAUGAUGAUCGGAUCAACUACGAUGAGUUUGUAGCUAUGAUGAGAAAAGGUCAUCAAGAAGCUGAAAUAAACCCAAAAAGGCGACGUGAAUCAUUUCUUUCGCAAGAACUUGUGCCUGAAGAUUCAUGAGAAUAAGCAUUGGUUUGCAUAUUUUUUCAUAGCUGAAGACUACGCACUAGUUGGUCAUAGCUAGAUAAAUUUGCAGGUCUCGAAGUCUUCUGAAACAAGAAUUUAUGUAGAGUGGAUACAUGGACUUGAGAUAGUUUAGUUUAAUAUGUUGUUGAAAUGUGUCAUCAGCUUGGCUUGGAAAGAUUAGGUGAGUGGAUUAUAAUUGUACAAAAUAUUUUCUAUUAAUAUUAGAGAUCUAGUAUAGACCCGCGAGGCCAUCUCCAACC